AUGGGCAUUGCAUUCAUGCUCGAUCCUGCUACGGAUCUUGACGACUUUGUUGGCAUGGACAGCGAGAAGGUAGAUGACCAAGCCUGCCUAAUGGCGGUACGUUGCGGCAUCAUAACGGCAGUGGAUAUACCUAAGCUGACCGUGGAGAUUCUUGAGUUCAAGACUGAAAAACGGCGUGGUGGUGAAGCUGAGCGGGUAAAGUUUUCUGAGUCAAGUCCGCAGUACUACUGGGGCUCGAAGAGUGAGAAGAAGUCUUUCCGGUACCCGCUCCUCAAGAAGGUAGCUGAUAUUGUAUUUGCGAUUCCUACUUCAUCGGCUGCGAGCGAGAGAGCAUGGAGCAUAUUUGAUCACAUUCACUCCAAAAGGAGGAAUAGACUCUCCGUAGAAAAGGUCGAGAUGCUUGCAUUCAUCUACAUCAAUUAUGGCAUCAUUGAGAGCGAAGAGCUCGAUCUUGCGCGUCAUCAAUCGCGCCCAGAGAGUGUAGAAGUCGACAACUAA
Messenger RNA from Phytophthora sojae, 498 nucleotides. RefSeq lists its product as hypothetical. Gene Ontology annotation, molecular function: protein dimerization activity. The record is from RefSeq and is a predicted model, not a curated record. Lineage: Eukaryota; Oomycota; Peronosporomycetes; Peronosporales; Peronosporaceae. The transcript has a single exon. Bases 1 to 498 code for a protein of 165 amino acids.